AUGUUUUCCAGCAGCGCUACCGACGACUCUGAAUCCUUGUCACGCUGCAGCUCGGCGUCGCCGCCAGGGGAAACCCUCGCCUACUAUCCACCACAGUCAGCAGCACCGGACGCGUUAUCAUCAUCAUCAUCCACAUCCACACCGUCUGCGGCUUCGACAGAGAACACACAGUCCCAGUUCAUUGAGAAAAAUCAACCCAUUGAGGAGACACCACCGCGGCCUUGCGUCAGCCUUGACGUCAGCAACAAUGAAAAGUCAAAUAUUGAUCUGAUGGAUGUGUCCGAGGAGGAUUCGUUCGCUCCCACGGUAACAACCAUCUCAAGUACCCCAGAUUUGCAGUGGCUGGUCCAGCCGACCAUCACGUCUGUUCCCCCAUCUCCGGGCAGAGAACAGAGCAAUGGAGCGCAGAAGAAGUCUGCCGCUGCGAGCCCCAAAGUAGGCGGGAGCAACGGCAAAAAAUCCAGCAGGAAAGGAAAAAACGAACGGCUGUCUCCCGAGGAGGAGGAGAAGAUGAGGAUCAGGAGGGAGAGGAACAAGAUGGCUGCAGCCAAGUGUCGGAACAGGAGGCGGGAGCUGACAGACACCUUGCAAGCAGAGACGGAGCAGCUGGAGGAGGACAAGGCUACGCUGCAGGCGGAGAUCAGCAGCCUCCUGAAGGAGAAGGAGCGUCUGGAGUACGUGCUGGCGUCCCACAGGCCCUCCUGCCACAUGCUGCCCGACCUGGAGAGCAUCAUGUUCCCUCUGGACUCCCCUGCCAACACCACCACCACCACCACCUCCACCUCUACUAGGAGUGGCACGCAGCAGACCCCAUCCGGCCCAGACACCGCCGAGAACAACACCGACCCCGACGGCCUGGGGAAGCUGCUGUCCGUGGAGACGGAGGAGCAGCAGGAGGAGGCCAGUGACCUUUGUGACCUGGUGCCCAGUCUGGAGGUGGUGCAGGGGGAGGAGGAGGAGCUGCUGGACCACCUCCUGCUACAGAGCAACAUGUACGGCGGCAUGGAGACCGCCCGCUCGGUGCCCGACAUCGACCUGAGCGGCACGCUGGGAUUGGCCGACUGGGAGACGCUGUACAGGUCGGUGGCGGGCGACCUGGAGCCACUGAGCACGCCCGUGGUCAACGUGAACACGCCCACCUGCGGCGGAGGAGGAGGAGGAGGCGGAGGCUUCGUGUCAUCGGUCUUCACCUUCGCCGGACAUGAGCUGGACGCCGACGACGCCGUGCCCGACGGAGCCGAGUUCCUGAAGGCAGCGACGCAGGGCAAGACGACGAGCAGCAGUGGUGGCGGUGGCGGUGGUGGUGGUGGUGGUGUUGGGGAGUCUAGAGUGGAUAUUCUCAACUCACCCACACUCUUGGCACUAUGA
Messenger RNA from Engraulis encrasicolus (European anchovy), 1368 nucleotides. RefSeq names its product v-fos FBJ murine osteosarcoma viral oncogene homolog Aa (gene fosaa). Gene Ontology annotation, cellular component: nucleus. The coding region runs from base 1 to 1368 and encodes 455 amino acids. NCBI's taxonomy places the organism in Eukaryota, Metazoa, Chordata, Actinopteri, Clupeiformes, Engraulidae. The record is from RefSeq and is a predicted model, not a curated record. The transcript is spliced from 8 exons. Gene Ontology annotation, biological process: regulation of transcription by RNA polymerase II. Gene Ontology annotation, molecular function: DNA-binding transcription factor activity, RNA polymerase II-specific; RNA polymerase II cis-regulatory region sequence-specific DNA binding.